Messenger RNA from Dibothriocephalus latus, 294 nucleotides. The record is from the annotation of a GenBank genome assembly. Lineage: Eukaryota; Metazoa; Platyhelminthes; Cestoda; Diphyllobothriidea; Diphyllobothriidae.
AUGAAGAAGUACUCUACACACUCAAGCCCCUUCGGCUGUCAACCUGUUACAGUGGUGUACCGUUUAAAGAAUAAACUUUUGCGCUGGAUGCUGGGCAAUUACCGAUUUGGAGAAAGUUGCAUUUACUUACAUAAGCUAAUACUUUCACUAGUCCUCAAACCUGUUCAAGUUCGCUUGCAGAUGGCUUUCGUCUACUGUAUUUUGGACAAUGUUCCACAAUUUCCUGUCGUCAAUGGACAGGGUGUCAUCACAGUCCAGGUCCCCGACAUAGCAAUUGAUGAAAAGAAGGAAUAA